Messenger RNA from Penicillium paradoxum, 771 nucleotides. RefSeq lists its product as uncharacterized. NCBI's taxonomy places the organism in Eukaryota, Fungi, Ascomycota, Eurotiomycetes, Eurotiales, Aspergillaceae. Gene Ontology annotation, molecular function: DNA-binding transcription factor activity. The coding region runs from base 1 to 771 and encodes 256 amino acids. The transcript has 2 exons. Gene Ontology annotation, biological process: response to xenobiotic stimulus. The record is from RefSeq and is a predicted model, not a curated record.
AUGAUUCUCUCUCAAUAUGUGUUCUAUGCCUUAGUGGCAUCUCUCCUGCCAUCGGCGACUUUUGGCCGCUCCUUGUCCUCUGGACACAGUAGCCAGAGCCCACUCUUGACAUCGGGAUGUGAUGAUGGGACGGGAAUUGUGGACCCAGAUAGCAAGUGCAAUGGCACUGGAGUCGUAGAUGGUCCCAAACCCCAUGAUCGAGAAGGGUUCAAGUUCGAGAACCCAUCCACAGACUGCAAAUAUGCGUCGCAAAUGCACAUCUGGGACUCAUUCAAAGACCUUGAGAAGGACAUGGGCAAGCUCUUCACAGUUAUUCAUAAGAAUGUUAGCUUCACCGUUGUCGGGCACCAUCCGAUCGCCGGCCGUUACCACGACCUAAUGCACUUUUACGUCAACGCCUUACGUCGUGUCAGCAUGUUAUUUUCCGACCAUGCAGAUCUGUUUGAGAUUCACCCGCGGGGAAUCUAUGGCGGAUGUGAUGCUAAAUGGUCGGUGGAGGAAAUUCAAUUCAAAGGAGUGAUGAAUUCCGGCGACAAGUUCGAUAUCACCAAUGUCUGGUUCACGCGCUGGCAUCAGGGCCAGAUGGUCGAGAUCCGCACGUACAUCGAUGCACCAAUGAUCAUGGAUGCGCUGCACAAGAACGAACUAUGGUGGAAUGGGACGACCUUCCGGGAUAAUCUUCAAUAUAUCCCGGGGCCAGCGGGGAUGCCAGAUUUAAAAGCAGUGGAGGGAUUGAUGGGAUAUCCCAAUGGUAGCAAGUACAAGGAUUAA